AAAUUUACUUGAAAUAAAUUUUGAAACUUACUUGAAGCGUCAUUAUCAAAUUUACAAAAUCAUGCAAACUUUCCGACAAUACCAAGAAAUAAUUAUAAAAAUAUUACAAUUAUCCGCGGUUUCUUCAAUGUCUUUAGAUCUUCAGAUGAAUGAAGAGAACGACCAAAAUUUUUGGACAAUCCAAAGAUUAAAAGAAAAUCGAACGGUUCUUUAAUAAGAUGCAAAUAUCGCUCCAAAUUCCAAACACAGAGAUGGAAUAUUUAAUCAAAUAUUCCAAAUCAACAUGAAAUUGCAGAGUGAGAGAAAUCUAAUAGUCCAAUCUAAACAUCGUAAUAAUACUGAUCGUCUCGUUUGUCUACGAUUGCAUGUGCACUUAAUGGAACUUUUGACGGUAGCUCGCCCGCUAAUCCUAUCAAUUGCAAUCCCAUCGAUCAUACUAAGAUGAUGAUACACUGAAAAGUUCUAUUCUCCUUAGUCUGGCGCACGUUGAUUGAUCAAUAAACUGGAAGACCCGGUACGGCCAGGUAAAACCGCCUGUUUCUCUACGUAGCAACCACUACAAACCAUAGUCUACCACGAAUUCUUUGUAUCGCUGUCUCUGAAAAAUUAUUCUAAGGCAUUUAUUAAGAUCUGGCGAUAUCUUAAUACUAGAAAAUUGAGACAAUAAAAGGAAAACCAGUAUAAAUAUCAAUAUAAACUGUAGAUAAGUAUUUGAAAUAUUGAGUUAUAUAUUGCAGUAUUGUCAGGUUUAUCAGAUGGAAAAGAAAAUACAAAACGCGAAAGAACAGUCUGAUUUUAACAGAUUUUAACAAGACAAUGUUAACAAGAAUUUAUCGCUAAUGAGAGAAUGCACGUAGUAAUAAACGUUAUAUUAAUAAAUAACAAAUAAUAUUAACUAUUUAUAUAAUAAAAUUUACAUAAAAAUAACUAAUAAAUGUCAUACUUGCUGAAAGACGAGUUUUUAACGCGAUUCUAAACAUGAUUGUACAAUACUUGUUCAUCAAAUCGUUCUAUCGAUAUUAAUCAACUCUAGAGUCACAAUUCUUCAGAAGUAAUAUUACAUUUCUCAUCCCAUUAUGCCUGAUAAAAUUCUCGUAAAUGGAAAUGCUUCACGUUUCAUACGAAGUGCUCAGCUUUGUGCAACAAGUUGAAAUAGAACUCUUGUAAGUCAACGCAACCUUGUCCCAAAUGUGGUGGGACACUAACCAGACGAUGAUAGACAUUGAAUUCCGAAUUAGCAGGUCAACAACCUUUCUUCUCUUCCGAUUAAUUUUUGGAUCACGUCUAUCAUCGUCAGGACCGGAGCAAAUUCUCCGCCGGUGUUCUUCGUGUUCCGUCGCGAACUCCUGCGCGCUAGUCGCUUUGCGGUACUCCAGAAACGUCGAUACUCAUAGCAGACGAGUUACCGAACUCGGCUGGUAUUAUAUCGAUGAACCGCGCCGACGGCCUUCUGGAACGAGCGGUUAACGAACAAUCACGUUCAAAGCCUAGCUCCGCCCACGAUUGGCGACGGUUGUCAGGCAAUCAUCCAGGAACCUUCCGCUGAAUCUUCAGCAAUGGUUAGGUUCCUCUCCUGGCGUUCGCCAGGUUAAAAUCGAACCCCGCGAGGCUCUUACAAUUAGUACUGCUUGCACCCUCUCGUUGGCAGUUGCCUCGGAGAACUCUCUCUUAGUCUAUUCGUACCUUCGACAGUUGCUUACAGCUCGUACAGCUUCGAUCGAUCAGAGUGAUAGUUGUAUCAGAGUGAUUGUUAAUGAAUUCGAAAACGCUUCUAUCAGUGUGAAAAGGACUCGCUUGACGAACAUGUAUUCGCGUAUCGGAUCUUUCCUUGUUAACACAUUUGAUGAAUUAUGAUCGUAAAACGAGAGAUUGGAAAGAUUAAUGUUGUUUCGCUCUUGCUAGGGUAGAUAUUUUAUUUCAUCCCAUUUUAUCACUCAUUACAUUUGUUUUCCAUACAAAGUAUGUAAUAUAAUCCUCGACAAUCAGAUCAAGUUAACAGGGUAUAUACAAAAUAUGUUAACAAGAUGGUUCGAUAAUAUGCACAUAAAUAUUCCUUAAGCAAGUUGUUGAGCAUUCCUUUUCGCGUUGGCAAAAGUGUUUUUCCAGUGCUUUAUCAAUGCUUCCAUUCUCGACGAGGCACAUGAUACAUCUUAAAUAAUACUUUCUUAAAUUAAAAAGUUAAAAUCAUGAGAGCAGGUCGUGAAGGAUCGAAGAUCGACCGACGUGGUCCGCAGCAGGAACAAGUGUCAAGAUCCUCGAUGUGAGAAUCACGAGAACGUAGACUGGACGCUCCGGACUGGAUUGGAAGAUGAAGAAUUCGGUUGCCAAGUAUCUCUUGGGGGUGGACGCAACAACGAGGGUGGAUUACACGGACUGGCAGGAGAAUGCCGAGGGCGGAAGGACGUCGCCGAUGGUAGACGCUGGCGAACGCGAGGACGAGGACGAGGCUGAUGAGAGAUAACGAAAGAUGAUGAAGGCGGUGUCGGGCAGCAGCAACAGAGUGAAAGAGCUUCAGGCCAUGCUGUUUCCGGUCCAACCCAUUCCAGGUGGCAUGUUUUCCGACCUACAAGGGCCACAGGAAUUGUUGCAAGCGUCACCGCUGGAACGUUACGACAGCUCGUCUCUAAGACGAGAUGCAGAAUCGGCGCUGUUCGCGAUUUCCUUGGGCUUCUCCAGGUACCGGUACUCGAAGGAGACUCUCCAGGCGGUUCUGGAUGCACGCUGCAUCAUUGAGGGAAACAUUCAGGAGGAAGCCAGGUGGCCAACCGAAUGUCAGGUAAUCCCAGGGAGAAUUCGUCACGUGGAAUACAAUCCUACCUCCGCAGAAGCUUUCUACGUUUCAACUGGAAGGGAACCAAAACCGAAGCCAAUCAACGACGAUCUCGGAACGGUGAUAUUUCGCUACUGUCCGACAAACGUCACCAAUUACUUUAGCCGAUCUUGCGUUGGUGGUAGUUCGGUAUUACCGUUCCCCUCGGAAUUCUCCGGACAGUCAACCACGUGUAUUAUGGAUAAUAAGGGGAGCACUAACGAGAACGACAUUUUCUUCGUCACCGAAGCGCCCCGGCCGAGGGAAGACAGCAUGGACUUGCGGUUCGAGUCGCGUUUCGAGUCCGGAAAUCUCGGCAAAGUGGUAAAAAUAACCGACACGUAUUAUCAGCUUUACCUGAGGAGGGAUCUUUAUACUCAGAGACACACGCAAUGGUUUUACUUUCGGGUGUCCAACACGAGAAGCAAAAUUACAUACAGAUUUUCAAUCGUGAAUAUGUGCAAGGAAGAAAGCCUGUACAACGAAGGACUCAAGCCUCUUCUCUACUCCACCGAGGACGCGCGCACUCGAUCUGUAGGAUGGAGAAGAUGCGGCGACAACAUUACGUAUUACCGCAACAGCGAUUCAAGCGACGAGGAGAGGGAGAGGCACACGCUGACGUUCAACAUCUCUUUUCCCCACGAUCGCGACAUCGUUUACUUGGCUCACUGUUAUCCUUACACGUACACCGAUCUCCAGGAGUAUCUCGGCAAGAUCGCGACCGAUCCUGCGAAGACGCGGUUCACCAAGCUGCGCUUGCUGUGCCGCAGCCUGGCCGGGAACGGCGUUUAUUACCUGACAAUCACCGCACCGACGCAUAAUGAUGAGGUACGCAGGAAGAGAGGCGUCGUCAUUACCGCCCGGGUGCACCCCGGCGAGACGCCGUCCAGCUGGACGAUGAAGGGGAUCAUCGACUUCCUCACCGGCGACACGAACCGCGCCAAGGAACUCAGAGAGAGGUUUGUCUUCAAGCUGGUGCCGAUGUUGAACCCGGACGGCGUUAUAGUAGGCAACAAUCGGUGCUCGCUGUCCGGGAAGGAUCUAAACCGACAAUACAGAACCGUGAUGCGAGAGAGCUACCCAUCUGUAUGGCACACGAAACUGAUGAUACGCAGGCUUCUCGAGGAAUGUGGGGUGGCGAUAUACUGCGACCUUCACGCUCACUCGAGGAAGCACAAUAUCUUCGCGUACGGUUGCGAGAACAAGAGGCCCGGAUGCAGCGGAAGACUGUCGGAACAAGUGUUUCCGCUGAUGCUCCAUAAGAAUGCAGCUGAUAAGUUCUCUUUCGAGAAUUGCAAAUUUCACGUUGAGAAAGGAAAGGAAGGAACGGGUAGAGUGGUAGUGUGGUCGAUGGGCGUUCAGAAUAGUUACACCAUAGAGGCCUCCAUGGGCGGCACCAAGAUUGGCUCGAGGUGCGGUACGCAUUUCUCCAUUCAGGAUUACGAGCAGAUCGGCAAGACCUUCUGCGAGACCCUCCUUGACUUUUUCGAUCAGGAUCCCAUCAAGGAGAAGCUUCGGAAUAAGAUCAUAGCCAGAUUAACGAAGGAGGGAUCGAGUGCCGAGGAGCCCAUCAACAUCGACUUGACCGAUUACUCAAGUGACGAAGGAGACACCUCACAGGAAAGUCUCUCGUCGGAAGAUCGAUUCGAGUAUACGGACCUCGCGUGGACCAGCGAGGGCGGAGAAUUCACGGCGAGUCGGCGCCGUUAUCUCUGCGUUCCUCCACCGUCACCAACCUUCAUUCCACCUAGAAGUGUUGGUCUCUUCAGGAGGCGAGCGAGAAGGGACGUGAUGGGAAGGAUCUAUCUGGAACGCAGGAGGAAUCUGGCGCAACGAGCCGUGAUGGACCUGCCAACCACGGAUCCAGGUAGCGAUCUGUGCGAUCUGACCGAUUCGGCCGACGAGAGUUUCGCCAGAAGCGAAGGAAAGAUGUGCGAAGUAGUAUGGAGAAAUACGCGAGAGCAUCGCGAAGAGAUCGUCGAGCUGUCCGAGGCGGGUCCGAUCGAGGAAGAGAAGCAACAAGACAAGACGCUGAUCCUACCGGAAAUCGUGAGACCUCGCAGCGUGUCUUUCGGCGAGCUCUUGCCGCGCAAGGAUCACCGAAAGACUCGUCAACGACAGCGAUGCCUGCGGUACCGUUCAAUACUUCGUUCCUCCCUCCUCAUUUCGUGACAUCGCCAAACAUUGAUUAGCAAAAGUUAUGAAUUAUUUAUCAGAGUAGAAGAACACGAAACGAUAUUAAAUAUCUUUUCUAUUCUCGUCAGUGUUUAUUAUCAACAAUUAUUUAAUCGAUUGCUGCUGUUUAAUCAAUCUAGAAGAACGCUGAGGAAUUCGUCGCCGGUGUCGCCAACGAGUCAGGAGGCGAAGGUCAAGUUGACGUCACUGAGACAGCAGAUCUGGAUGGGCGUACCAUCCGCCACGCAGAGCAACGACGCGGAACACCUCGUAUUCAAGACGCCACUAAGCUGGGGUGUUUCCAGACACGCUCUGAUGCACUAUCCCACGGACGGCGAGGUCACGCUGAAAUCGCAAUCGAAAAAAACGCAGAUCGUCGACGAGGGUGCUCGGGACGACGCGAGGAAGACGGCGCGGAAGAAGUCGCGGCGGAAGCGGCAGGCUGGCGUCGCGGAAAACGCUCAGCUGAAGGAAACCGCGGGAGCGGACGCUCGCAAGUCGACGAAGAAGAGGGAUCCGAGGAUGGACUGGCAGCGACUGGCGACAAAUCCGCGUUCCAGGAUCAAGGAUCACGCGAAGGAAGCGAGAACGUCGUUCCUCACGAUCGAGGCGGACUCGCUGAAGCUGUUGGAGUCGGCCAAGCAGCCGCAGCGGCCGCGGAAGCUCGAUUCGUCCCGGAAGAAGUUCCGCAGCGUCGGCGCGGUGGCGUCCAUGUGCGUCGCGAGGACCAGCGACGCGAAGUCGAGGACGCCGAGGCGACCGCACGCGUGUCGCCACGACGUGGCGCUCUUCUGCGAGAGCACGACGUCGGACGACUCCUCGUCGGACUCGGAAAAGCAGCCGAAGGCUGCAAAGAAGAAGCCGAAGAAGAAGAAACGGCCGCGGUCGCGGAAGCUGGCGACCAGGGGAGCGGAGCAAAGCAAGAACGGGACGAAGAAUUUGCGCAGUAACGUUUGAUUGUUUCUAUAAUACAAAAGAGAGAAAGAGAGAGAAAAAAAAGAAAGGGAUUGAGAGAAAUGGUGGAACAAUUUUCUCGGACGUUUCGAAUCUGUUUGAUCUAUCUGGAUCUACGAGUUUACUGGAUUAGCAUAGAUCUUUGUUUUGCGAUUAUUCGAAUGCAAACACAGGAAUACUUAUUUAAUUAAGUGUUAAAUAACGUUGUAAUGUGAUUGUUACAUUCCUAAUGUAUACACAUGUUG
Messenger RNA from Ooceraea biroi (clonal raider ant), 6183 nucleotides. RefSeq lists its product as uncharacterized. The record is from RefSeq and is a predicted model, not a curated record. NCBI's taxonomy places the organism in Eukaryota, Metazoa, Arthropoda, Insecta, Hymenoptera, Formicidae. Gene Ontology annotation, biological process: proteolysis. Gene Ontology annotation, molecular function: zinc ion binding; metallocarboxypeptidase activity.